Lycium barbarum (goji berry) is the source of this 729-nucleotide messenger RNA. RefSeq names its product probable F-box protein At4g22060. The transcript has a single exon. Bases 1 to 729 code for a protein of 242 amino acids. The record is from RefSeq and is a predicted model, not a curated record. Gene Ontology annotation, molecular function: protein binding. NCBI's taxonomy places the organism in Eukaryota, Viridiplantae, Streptophyta, Magnoliopsida, Solanales, Solanaceae.
AUGGCGGACUGGGCAGGAUUGCCUCACGACCUUCUUGUUCUGAUUGCAAAGCGUGUUAAACUAAUAGAGGAUUUCAUUGCUUUAAGUGUCGUUUGUACCUCUUGGCAAACUGCUUCCCCUAAGGAUAAUCUCGACGUCCUCUCUCCCCAACUUCCUCUGCUAAUGCUGGCGGAUAAAGAUGAUGAUUAUCGAGAAUUUUACUCUCUUUCCAAGGGUAAAGUAUCGCAGAUAUUGUGCCUCCCGGAGGCUAGAGGGCGAGCGUGUUUCCCAUCUGAGACAUGGCUUGUCACCAUGGCAUGGGACGGAGACGGAGAGUUAAACUUGUUGCAUCCUUUCUCCCGUACCCAAAUUCAACUUCCUUCCCAAAAAGCCUUAUGGGAUUUACAACCUGGUAUAGUCAAAGUAUAUGAAGGCUAUCACAACAUCAGUAAAGCUGUCUUGUCUGCCAAUCCUUCUCUUACAUCAGAUUAUGUUCUGGUGAUUUCUUAUAAUACAAAUGUUAAUCAUUUGGCUUUUUGGCGACCUAGAGAUCUCAAUUGGAAUAAAUUUGACGUUGUUGAUACAUUGGGGGGAGUCUCCAAUAUGAUUUACUAUAAGGGCCAAUUUGUUUUUGUUACUUGGCCCGGUGAAGUCUGUAUUCUUGAUGUUCCCGGGCCUAAUACGCCUGAACCAACCGUAAAGUCGCGCAUGCAAAGGCGGAUGGAGCAUUAUAAUUUGGGGUUCAAUUGA